GUUGUGUGUUUGCUUCUGAGUUGCAAGUAAUUUCAACAUUAUAUUUCCGUCAAUUAGUGAGUCAAUAAUGAUGUUGUGUUGGGUAGUGCUCAUUUUAAUGGCAAGCGUCACUCUUGCAGCUCCACACAAGAAAUUGGUUGAAAGGCAAGUCGGUCGAUCGGCGCAACCGCAAUACGAACUUGUCGGUUGUUAUAGAGACACAUCAGACAGAGCCAUACCAACACUAGAAGGCACUGAUAUACGACUUGAUGGGAAUUAUGGGACUCGUGCAAAUCCAAUACAAAAAUGUGCUGAGGUAGCAAAAGAUUUGGGUUAUUCAAUGUUCGCAGUGCAGAACGGAGGAUGGUGUGCUUCAAGUGCAGAUGCAGCAAAUACUUAUAAUAAAUAUGGAACAUCUUCGGCAUGCACAAAAUGGUGAAGGUGGAGGAUGGGCAAAUGAUGUAUAUAGACUGAUAUAUAAUGUAAAA
Saccoglossus kowalevskii is the source of this 467-nucleotide messenger RNA. Its product is annotated as BMP-binding endothelial regulator protein-like. The record is from RefSeq and is a predicted model, not a curated record. Gene Ontology annotation, cellular component: extracellular matrix. NCBI's taxonomy places the organism in Eukaryota, Metazoa, Hemichordata, Enteropneusta, Harrimaniidae.